Spodoptera littoralis (African cotton leafworm) is the source of this 1191-nucleotide messenger RNA. The record is from the annotation of a GenBank genome assembly. Lineage: Eukaryota; Metazoa; Arthropoda; Insecta; Lepidoptera; Noctuidae.
GUCAUAACACUGUCAGUUCUGUCAAUAGUGUUGUUGUCAUUUGAAUUUGACGUUAACUUAUUAUUAUUUUUGUUAAUACGUUGUGUUGUUGGCAGGAUGGCAGGUUGGCUGUUUUCGGUGUAGUGUAGUGGUUGUCAAAGAAUAUAAUAACUAUUAGGGAAUUGUUUUCUAAUAAUAGGAUGCUUAUUGGUGUAAGCAAUUUAACUGGGUGGUAAAAAGCAACAACUGCUGCGUACUUUUGCCCUAAAUAUAGGCAACCUGUAGAGUAUAAAUAGUAUAGAAAUGUCGUUUUUACGAGGCUCCGAAAACUAUGUAUGGUGUACGACUAGUGUCCUGGGCAAAGGCGCCACAGGUGCGGUUUUUCAGGGCGUCAACAAAAACAACGGAGAACCCGUCGCAGUAAAAACAUUUAACCAGUUGAGCCAUAUGCGUCCCCAUGAUGUUCAGAUGAGAGAAUUUGAAGUUCUCAAAAAGGUGAAACACGAAAACAUAGUAAAACUUCUUGCCAUUGAAGAGGAACAAGAAGGCCGAGGGAAAGUUAUUGUUAUGGAGCUGUGCACGGGUGGCAGCUUGUUCAAUAUACUCGACGACCCUGAGAAUACAUAUGGCCUUCAAGAACACGAGUUUCUCUUGGUAUUGGAGCACUUGACUGCUGGCAUGAAGCAUUUGCGUGAUAAUAACUUGGUACAUAGGGAUUUAAAACCAGGUAAUAUCAUGAAAUACAUCAAUGAGGAUGGGACUACCACUUACAAACUCACAGAUUUUGGAGCUGCGAGAGAAUUACAAGAAGAAGAACAAUUUGUAUCUUUGUAUGGUACCGAAGAAUAUUUGCACCCUGACAUGUAUGAACGAGCAGUGCUACGCAAACCUGUGGGCAAGAGCUUUGGAGCCACAGUUGACCUCUGGUCUAUAGGUGUUACACUGUACCAUGUGGCUACAGGUCAGCUGCCCUUCAGACCAUAUGGAGGUCGGAGAAAUAAGGAAACCAUGUUUUACAUCACCACAAAGAAGGCAUCAGGAGUUAUUGCUCUGUUUUUAUUUAACGAAAAUGUUGUAGAUGUAGAAGACUAUCGUCAACGACGUGUGCCCUCAUGCGUGUGCCCGCAAUCGGGCUGUAUACUCGAGCAUAUCCCCCUCCGCACCGCGCCGCGCGCCGCAUGCCAGGCCACGCCCUAUCUUUUUGCUUGCUAA